Mercurialis annua (annual mercury) is the source of this 1772-nucleotide messenger RNA. RefSeq lists its product as uncharacterized. Gene Ontology annotation, biological process: DNA-templated DNA replication; regulation of DNA repair. The record is from RefSeq and is a predicted model, not a curated record. Gene Ontology annotation, molecular function: DNA binding; ATP binding; ATP hydrolysis activity. The transcript has a single exon. The coding region runs from base 71 to 1636 and encodes 521 amino acids. Lineage: Eukaryota; Viridiplantae; Streptophyta; Magnoliopsida; Malpighiales; Euphorbiaceae. Gene Ontology annotation, cellular component: nucleus.
ACGCGAAAACAAUUGGUAUAGUAUAAUACGUAGAAUGAUAGAACUUUUGUAAUAGUUAGAGAAAAACAAAAUGGAGAUGGAGCAGCUGCGAAGUAUGGGUUUCUCAAGCGAUGAGGCGGAGGAAGCUUUAGCGGCAACCGGCGGCAGAUCAACCUUAAAAGCAACGGAGUGGCUUUUGUCUCAUAGUAUUAAUAAUAAAUCAUACUCUUCGUCGAACCGUAAGCCAUAUUCUCCCCAGCAGCCAAAGCUGGACCGCUUUUUCCAGUCUAAAUCAAAGCCUCCGACAGCACUUACUACUGCACAACAACAACUAGAAGAAGAAGUGUGUGAUACUAAUAAGCGCCCUAGAAUAACUAUCCAUAGACAACAGCAUGUACCCUUAUCAGAACGUAUGCGCCCUCUGACCGUGGACGAUGUCGUCGGGCAAGAUCAUCUUCUGGCUCCCAACUCUAUUCUCCGCUCCGCCAUCGAUUGCAGCCGCCUCCCUUCCCUCAUUCUAUGGGGUCCACCUGGCACUGGUAAGACCUCCCUCGCUAAAGCCAUUGCCAAUUCGUUUUCUUCUGCUGCCUACAAAUUGGUCUGUUUGUCUGCCGUCACUUGUGGGGUUAAGGAUGUUAGGCAUGCAGUUGAUAAUGCUAAGAGGAAGCCAACCGUGUUGUUUGUCGAUGAGGUUCAUAGGUUUAACAAGUCCCAGCAGGACUGUUUCUUGCCCAUCAUCGAAGAUGGUAGCAUUGUAUUGAUAGGCGCUACCACUGAGAACCCCUCCUUCCAUUUGAUUACCCCUCUCCUCUCCCGUUGUACUCUUCUUACUCUUUCUCCUUUAUCCCCUCAUCAUCUGCAUUCCCUUCUUACCCGCGCUAUUCGUGAUUUCGAUAGGGGACUCCCUGCAUCUUUAGGAUUUGAAGUCCUCGUCUCUGACGAUGCUCUUCAUUUUUUAUCUCAUCAUUGUGAUGGUGAUGCCCGUGUUGCUUUGAAUGCCUUGGAAAUUGCUGCUACCGCUGCAGCUGCUCGAUUAAAGUUACUCCAUAACUCUCCUGUGGUGCUUAAUGUCUCCUUAGAUGACGCGAAGGAGGCCCUUCAGUCCAAGCAUCUUGCUUAUGACAGAGCAGGGGAUGAGCACUACAAUUUGAUCAGUGCCCUUCACAAGUCUAUGAGAGGGAGUGAUGCCGAUGCUUCCAUUUACUGGCUAGCGCGCAUGCUUGAAGGAGGCGAACAACCUCUCUAUAUUGCUCGGCGUUUGAUUAGGUUUGCUAGUGAGGACGUUGGCCUGGCUGACCCCUUGGCCCUUAACCAGGCUGUUGCUUGCUACCAAGCUUGCCAUUUCUUGGGCAUGCCCGAGUCUGAUGUCGUACUUGCUCAGUGUGUUUCUUAUUUGGCUUUGGCACCUAAAUCCAUAUCUGUUUAUCGAGCCAUACAGGCUGCACAAAAGCUUGUCAGGGGUUCAGGUGGACAAAAUGAGGGAGUGCCGCUGCACUUGAGAAAUGCUUCUACUAGGCUCAUGAAAGACCUUGGCUAUGGGAAAGACUACAUCUAUACUCCUGAUAGUACGUCAUCAACACAAAAUUAUCUACCUUCCUCACUUCAGGGCUACAAGUUCCUACAUUGGCCACACAGUGAUGGACAUGAAACCAUUUGAUCACUAGUACAACUUUUGAUCUCUCAUAGAUGAUGCUCAUUAGUAGCAUUUUACAUAAUAUCUCCCCUGUUCAAUAACCUUUUAUUUUUUCCUCUUUUUGGUUAAAUGUUUUAAUACGCAUCUUGCUUUUGGGAAA